This is a messenger RNA of Culicoides brevitarsis, 578 nucleotides long. RefSeq names its product paired mesoderm homeobox protein 2. Bases 16 to 564 code for a protein of 182 amino acids. The transcript is spliced from 3 exons. The record is from RefSeq and is a predicted model, not a curated record. NCBI's taxonomy places the organism in Eukaryota, Metazoa, Arthropoda, Insecta, Diptera, Ceratopogonidae. Gene Ontology annotation, molecular function: DNA-binding transcription factor activity, RNA polymerase II-specific; RNA polymerase II transcription regulatory region sequence-specific DNA binding. Gene Ontology annotation, biological process: regulation of transcription by RNA polymerase II.
CCAAACAAAAAAAUCAUGGCAGGUCCUUUCAUUUCUCCGCUUCCUGGCGAUCUGCUGACCGAAUAUAUGUUCGGGCGACGACGACAACGCCGAAAUCGCACGACAUUCACGCCGCAGCAACUACAAGAGCUCGAAACGCUCUUCCAAAAGACACAUUAUCCGGAUGUUUUUUUGCGGGAAGAGGCAGCGUUACGAAUUUCCUUGAGCGAGGCACGCGUGCAGGUGUGGUUUCAAAAUCGUCGUGCGAAAUGGCGGAAACAGGCAAGACUUCAACUGUUACAAGAUGCUUGGAGGAUGCGUUGUCUCGGGAUAAAUGGAGCGCCAGGAGCUCCUCAAUCUUCAUCAACUAAUCAGGAAAACCCAACAGUUAACAACACAAAUCCAAGUGAAAAGCCAUCAGACGCAUCUCCGGGCUUCACAUUAAUGCAUCCCGCAUUCCAAGCAAGCAAAGAUGCGAAAGACAGUUGUCGCGGAAGUUUAGACGGCAGCGAUUCUGAAGAUGAGGAAAUUGAUUUAACGACAAAUGGCUGCAUUGAUUACUCGAAUAAUAAUAAUAAGCAUUAGAAACGUAGGAUUUU